Messenger RNA from Carica papaya (papaya), 1316 nucleotides. Its product is annotated as LOB domain-containing protein 33-like. Gene Ontology annotation, biological process: hormone-mediated signaling pathway; positive regulation of DNA-templated transcription. NCBI's taxonomy places the organism in Eukaryota, Viridiplantae, Streptophyta, Magnoliopsida, Brassicales, Caricaceae. The record is from RefSeq and is a predicted model, not a curated record. Gene Ontology annotation, cellular component: nucleus.
CAAUGUAGAACAGUGGAAAACCAUCGGGACAGCUACUCAUGAACUCCAUAUUUAUUUUUCAAACUUCAUUAAAUACUUUGAGCUGGAUUUCUAUUGAACAGAGUGCUAUUCGACGCUGCAAUAGGAGAUUAGCAGCUACACAAGUUUCUGCUACUGCCCGCAUUCCAAGUCUAAAAAGAUAAUGAACUUUUUCUGUUUUUCACUUAUCAAUCAAAACUGUAUCUAUGUGCAAUAUGCAAUUUGAUAACAUAUCCGUUGUACUUGCCUUGGCAGCCUAUGUUCUAUUUUGAUGCAAUUAUUUCUCUCAUUUAGAGCCCAACUAAUGAUGAUGAUGAUUAGGUCUUCCAUCAAAAUCCUAUUUGAAAAGAAUCUCCACAAAUGAAAGGCCCCUCUAGAGCAUAAUUUAAAAAGCUUACCCAAAUUGAGAAUAAAAAUGUAGGCCAUAAAGGAGACCUAAAAGACCACAGCUUUUUUAGCUAAAGUGAGGAUGUCCCUUGGCCACUACAAAAGGAAUUUCUAACCCUUUUGUAAGUCAUGGUUAUAAAGAGUGAAUCUAAACUUCUUGUUUCUGAAUAAACCACGUCCACAGCUACUGGUUAUACAUCAUUUGACACAGAUUCAACCAAAAGAUUACGAUAAUGACAGGGCUUGGCUCUUCAUGUGGAGCAUGCAAAUUCCUGAGGAGAAAAUGUACGAGUGGAUGUGUCUUUGCACCUUACUUUUGUUAUGACCAGGCCACAACCCACUUUGCAGCAGUGCACAAGGUGUUUGGUGCAAGCAAUGUUUCGAAGCUACUAUUACACUUACCUGUACAGAAAAGAAGUGAUGCUGCUAUCACCAUAUCUUACGAAGCACUGGCUAGAAUGAGGGACCCAAUAUAUGGUUGUGUUGCUCAAAUCUUUGCACUUCAACAACAGGUAGCAAGACUACAAGAGGAGAUAGAAAUUCUUGGGACCCAAAUGGCAAACUUUGUGGUUGCUGCCCCUAAUGGCAUAAGCACUCAAGCAACUACCUAUCAAAAUAACAAGUCACAAUUUGGUUCACCAUAUCCACAUGAGACCAUGAACACAAUGCAUUGUCAUCAAGCUGCAUCAGUCAACCAUACAGGAUACACAACUGGAAACCAAACUUUUGAUAGCCAAAUGAAUGGACAGCUGCCUCCAUAUGCAUGGGAUGAUGAAAACUUCCUCUGUGACUCUUACACAAACCCAUUUACAAGAAGCACCGAAGAAGUGGAUCCAGAAAUAUUUGCGAAUUAUCUAUGGUUGGAUAGUAGCAACAAUACCAUAAACUUGGAAGGUAUAAAUUGGGAAUAA